Penaeus vannamei (Pacific white shrimp) is the source of this 1912-nucleotide messenger RNA. The record is from RefSeq and is a predicted model, not a curated record. Lineage: Eukaryota; Metazoa; Arthropoda; Malacostraca; Decapoda; Penaeidae.
AUGAACGGCAUCCGGCACUGUGGAGAGAGGCCUCGGUGCAAGACACUGGGUGAGACUUCCAUCGCGUCUGCAAGAAUGCGGUCUAGAAGUCUGACUGCUUUUCUUGUUCACUGGAUCAUGAAUGCAAUCGGAGCGAAAGUGAAAUCAAAGGAUCGAAAACCAACGAAAGGGACCAAGACUUUAAAUCCACUCUCUGAACCAUCUUUGACUUCAAACUGGAUGAUCCAGAGCAACACAACCAAGUCCUACUAUACACUCAUCGUUACAUAUGAUUUAGAAAAAAAGUGUCUAUUGCUCGUCUUGUUUAGAGACGGAAUACUUCUUGUGUUGUGCCUUGAAACGAUUACUAAAUAUAACGUUAGAAUAUCAAGACAUUACAAUAUUGUGAAUGAUAUCAAUGGUGGUGACGUGUGGGUUUUGGUGAUCAAGUCAGUUCAGCUGGAUGACGCAGGAGUGUACAUGUGCGAGGUUAACUCCAACCCCAUUCUGACCUCGCAUUACGUCAUAUCCGUUAAGCCGAGCAACUCCUCGGAGCCGCAGGAAAUCGCACUCCGGUCCAACCACAACUACACCCAGUGCUGCCAAGACAACGGGGUGAUGUCCAAGUGCCUUGGCUUCUGUGCCAUCCACAACAUCCUGGAAGGCACCAGCGGCAUAGAGCCCGAAGCGUGCGAGAGUUACUUCCCAGCUAUCGUUCGCUGCAUGGCAGAUAUGCGUAACCACGUGCCGUGCUGCGAGAAGGAGCGCGUGCCCGACCUGUGCCAGGACCUCUGCCGGGGAGACUACACUAUCCAGGAAGACAAUAUCAAGAAGCACUUUUCUUGCACUGCUUACACGGAGGUCACGCUCAUGUGCAUUUCAGAAGGUGUAGAAAUCCUACCAAAGGCCCCGGAAUCGCCCAGCGUGACCGUGCUCGGACCCACCACGAUGAAGGUGCAGUGGAGCCCCCCUCCCUCCGGCACCCCGGCGCCAGAGCACUACAUCAUCAACAUCACCACCAUCACGAAGUUCGACCCCCCCGCUGACGUCACCACCGCCCUGGCCUCGACCACCGGCGGCCUCGACAAACACGAUGACCUCAAUUAUCUCCCUAAACAGAGGCAUCUGAAGGUCUCCGCCAACCGCACCGAGGUCAUGGUGAGGAACCUGUCCCCGCUGAUGUACGAGGUGUCCGUCAUCUCCCAGAACCGCCACGGGUCCUCGCUCGUGCCCUACAGCCUGCGCGCCCUCACCAAAGCUCAGGAAGCGAACAAGACAGAGAUCGUUAACCCCGAAUUGCCCGAUAUCAUUGGAUGUUGCAAUGAGAAAGGAGUCAAGCAUUACAGAUGUACACAGAACCUGUGUGACCCGAACACCCGUUACAUCACCGAACCCGACAUGAUUGUGUGCGCGCCGUGGGCUGCCGAGACCUUCUCCUGCCUCGCCAACGACGUCGACCACUCCGACUGCUGCUUGGAGAGGGGGCUGCCUCCCCUCUGCGUCGAACUCUGCUCAGGAAAUGUCACGAAGAUCGACUACAAGUAUUUCAAGUGCGUCGACUACUUCACGGACUACCGCAGCUGCCUCAUGCGGGGCUACGACGUGCUCCCCGGCCCGCCCACGGCCAUCAGCGUCACCAAACGUCAAGCCGACCUUCGCUCUGCUCCACUGGGGCCGUCGGAGCUCCACGCCGCCUCCAUCAGCGCCUACCACGCGUUCUUCCGGCCCAUCCAGGCGGGCCGCGGCUGCAAGAGCGACUGGUUCAUGGAUAACAUAGAGCUGGCCUACCGAGGCGUCUACACGGACAGUCCCCCGUACGUGCUGGAACACCUUUGUCAGAGACCCAGUACGAGGUGUACGUGCAGGCAGUCAACACGUACGGCACGAGCGACUCGUCCGCGCGAGUGCUGUUCCGGACGCCGUCGCUGCAGCA